AUGGCUGCUGAGCAGAACCUCCGCUGCGCAAACCACGUCGUCUUCUUGUCGCCCUUGAUUGCCUCUACCCGGAACGAAUACGAUUCCGGGAUGACCCAGGCCAUUGGUCGUGCGCGUCGGCAUGGACAGACAAAAACUGUCCAUGUGUACCAUCUGCUGGUGAAAUUUACGUACGACGUGAAUGUUUACCAGAGCGCCCAUGGAGGCAGGCUCGUGGAGCGUGACGGUGGGCCAAAAGUGGUCCCGGAGAGCGAAGUCCAACCGGGAGAGAUGAGGUACGAAGGCAAGGAGAUGCCAGUAAAAACUGGCCGUUAA
Molecule: messenger RNA, 315 nt
Organism: Penicillium bovifimosum
Lineage: Eukaryota; Fungi; Ascomycota; Eurotiomycetes; Eurotiales; Aspergillaceae
Exons: 2
Coding region: 1-315 (104 amino acids)
Source: RefSeq, a predicted model, not a curated record